CGUAUGGAAUUAAAUAAAAGUUGAAUAUCAGAAUAAUUAUUCUACAUUUCCAUCUGGUGUGUAUUCAUAAGUGGACUUAGUGGAACUGUAACAGUUUUACAAUUCUUUUUUAUUUUUUAGUUACUUAUUUUGAUAAGAAUAGCUUAUUAUUUUUAUCAAGAAACAUAUCGCCGUGUAUGCCAACUGAUAAAUAUAUUUAUAAUAACAAACAGCAAUGUCUGAACAUCAGCAUGAAAUGUUUUUGUUGGUUAUUUGUGGACAAUUACUCUGGCAAGUAAAAUAUUGACUAUACAGUGCAAGUCUGACAGGAUCAUGCAUUUUUUUUUAAAGGUUGGUUUCAACAUGUCGGGUCUUGGCCUUGACACUGUCUCUGUUGUAUUGUUCUGCAUAAGCAGUUUAUUCAUCCGUGAAUACAGAAUGACUGUUGCUUGGGCCACGUGGACGACUUUUACCGUUGACCUUUGUGUUAGUGUUAAUGGUUCCACACCUGUUAGCAGACGCUCUAUUUUGCUUACCACAAUUGAUUUGCUUAUUUGUAUAUUAAAAUCGUUUUAAUAUAACUAUUUAACCCUACAUAAAAUAAACCACAAAAACUUAGAAUUAUUUUCAUUUCUUAUCGUUUUUACACCUAUGUAUUCUACACAGUAAAGGCAAAAAGCAUUAUAACUUGAACAACACAACAUGUAGAGAACAAUACUGUAUACAGUAUAAAAACCCAAACAACACACACAUAGAGGAAUACUGUUACUGAUCCUGUUGACCGAGAUGCAGCCCCAAACUUGUAUUAACGUCUCUCACCCCCAUACAUAACUAGAUAUUGUACAUUGAGUGUGACCCUAUUCCAAUCUCUACUGUAGAACAAACUGUCAUUGAUUUUUGCCAAACAGUUUGAAUUUAAAUUCAUUUAUUGAUAGUACCUUCUCUCAGUUUUCUUAUUUUAUUAUUUGAAAUCUGAGCGAUUUGUUGUGGCUAUGUCUUUUAAAGAAUGGAUUUUGAACAAGUUCAUGUCCAUUGAGACCAGUUCGUGGUAAUUUAUAUUUUUCAGAUCUUUUGGUAAGGUUCAUUCCUGUAUUUACAGCAAGGUCUUUGGAAUGUUUUGCCUUCCUACCUCACUCAUAUCUAUUAUUAGUAGUGCCAGUUUUACAUAUUCUCUUCAGAGUUGUAUACACCUACUGAAACAUGAAUACUGUUUGAAUGAAGACUUAGCAGUGGCAUUGAUAGGCGUAAAUAGGCUUAGGGCUCCUAGCAACUGAAGGAGUACCUGAAUCAUGUUUUUUAUUAUUAUUUUCAUAAGAACUUUUGCUGUUUUAGUAUUGCAUUAAAUUGAAAAAUAUAUGUUUUAAAUGAAACCGAUCCAAAAACACAUUUCUCACCAACGAACGGAAGUUUAAAUACUGCAGCAGGAAGAGCUUUCUAAUUUAGGCACUCGUGCGCUGAUUGGUUGCUAAGUUCAGUACAACACAGUGUGUAUCAUUUUGAUAAUGAUAAUGGCGCAGUGGUAUUAGGGUGUUAGUGAGAAUGACUUUUUAAAAUGUGUAUUAGUAUGUAUUGUGUUGGUAAAUUUUUUUGGUUUGUAGAAAUGAUGCAUUUGGUGUCUUUAGAGAGGGACCAAAAUAUUCCCGCUUAUAUUCCCCCCCCCCCCCCCAAUUAUCAGGACCUGACUCACACUACACAUACUGAACAUAACUUAACAGUAUUGGUAAACUGUUAGAAAAAGUAAUUACAACUCUGUUAUUAUGGUAUUUAGAAAAGAAUUAAAUUUUUAUCCAAAAUCGGAAAUGCAUCACGUAAAAACAGACAAACAGCUGAAUACUUGGUUAGUGUGACUGCUUGAGCUUUUAAAGGCUUUAUACUGAUGUGAUACUAUCCGUCUCAGUGUAAACAAUCAAAUCAUCACUGUACUUUGGUAGGGUUCAUUUUCACACGUUAGACGUGUGUUAUUCCUGUAGUUUUUGUGUUGUAAACACUUUUUUAUCUAUACUGUUUCAAUAACUAUUUAUAAAAUGUUACAUUUGAAUAACACCACUAAAGUUUUCCUAUUAUUAGAAGAUAUAUUUUAGUUCAACUAAUUUUAUAGAUUUGGUUUGUGAUUUAACGUACUAAUCAUUAAGUAAUCAGACUGUUUACUAGGUUGAUAUUAUAUUUUUAAGCUAAAACUAGAAUGAUCUUUUGUGCUGUUAUUUGACUUCAGAUAAUGCCAGUGAAUGUUCUAAUUAUUUAGACUUAUAUUUAGAAAUGAAUAAAUUUAACAUGUUCAUCAUUAGAUAGCUUUAGUCUUGGUAAAUCUAAACUUAUGUGUAAAUAUUUAAAACGUAAAGGUAGUUAAAGUUCUGUUCUCUGCUUAGGUUUCUUGUUCCUGGAUGGAGAUUAGGAUGGAUAACCAUUCAUGACAGAAAAGAAAUUUUCGGACCUCGUAUACGAAAGGGUUUACAGUCACUUAGUCAGAAGAUCAUGGGACCGUGUACAUUAAUCCAGGGGGCGCUUCCUACAAUCCUGAAGGAAACGUCUCAACAAUUUUACAACGAAACCAUUGAGUGUGUUAGGAGAAAUGCUGAAAAAUCCUACACAAUUCUUUCCAAGGUCCCAGGCCUGAACCCCAUUAUGCCAGCUGGAGCAAUGUACAUGAUAGUGGGCAUCGAUAUGGAUCGGUUUGGGGAGUUUAAAAGUGAUCUAGAGUUUGUCAAACGCAUGGUCAGUGAGCAAUCUGUGUUUUGUCUUCCAGGAACGUGCUUUAACUACCCGGACUUCAUGCGGAUCGUGUUGACUGUUCCAGAAGAACAGAUACAAGAAGCUUGUGAAAGGAUUGCUGAUUUCUGCAGCCAACAUUAUGCGUACUAUGAGAAUGCUAACUAGAACGACACCAAUAAUUUUUCAGAAGAAGCCUGAGUCCAAAGACUUAAAUUUGAAACACUUCUAAAUCAUGAAGAAGUAUCCUUGGUAUUUAUACUUCCUGAAAGGAAUCUGACAAUAUAUGAAACUUGAAAUGAAAAAGAAAAAAGCCUUCAAAAGGAACAUUGAUCACGAGCUCAUAGCUUACUAAUUAAAUGUUUCUAUAACUCUCUCUCUCUUUCAUUCUAUAACAGUUAACUCCCAGAGAUUAGCAGCUCUAAGCUGCUCAACUAAUCUGCCAGCUAAAUUAAGUUAUUCAGCACGGCGAAAACUUCUGGUAUAACGCACAACUUGAGUUGUGAAACAUCUUUCCGAGGGCCUUGAGCAUUAAUCUCCAUAUGCCUGCAACAAAGUAACAUGUAUUUAGUGAUGUCGGGUUAAUAUAUUGGAUCUUUGUCUCGGUGUUAGACUCACGCAGUAUUUAUCACAAAUCCAAAUGUCUCUAAAAAUAAUAAACUAAAUUUCGCAGUUUUUCGUGACAUAUGUUGUUUUUUUUUGAAAAAGAUACGUCACUUUGUAAGGGGUUUAUAUGUUUCGGGUGUUGUGUUUCAGGGAAUUUGGAAACGUUGUUGUUGCCUUAUGUUAACUAUAUAUUUGACAGUUCGUUUUCUUAAUGAAUACACUGAAAGAAAUUGGACAUAAAGAAUGAAAGAGACGCGAUUUUGUCACAGAAAUGGUUUAAUUUUCUACUGGCUUUACGAGAGAACAUAACUGUAAUAGGGGAAAGCCUAACUUACGAUUUGUUGUGUAAAUUUGUGCAUUUGUUCUUCCAGCUUGUUUUAUGAAAUAAUUAGUGUGGUUCUGUUUAAUAACAGCAGGGAACCGAAAAAAGAACGUUUAUGAACUACAGUUGUUGUACAGUUGAAAUAAUGUUAUACACUCUUCUUCAUGAAGAACCCUAAGAGAUUGAUUAA
Messenger RNA from Limulus polyphemus (Atlantic horseshoe crab), 3803 nucleotides. RefSeq names its product tyrosine aminotransferase-like. The transcript has 5 exons. NCBI's taxonomy places the organism in Eukaryota, Metazoa, Arthropoda, Merostomata, Xiphosura, Limulidae. Gene Ontology annotation, biological process: biosynthetic process. The coding region runs from base 2452 to 2853 and encodes 133 amino acids. Gene Ontology annotation, molecular function: pyridoxal phosphate binding. The record is from RefSeq and is a predicted model, not a curated record.